Molecule: messenger RNA, 649 nt
Organism: Chlorocebus sabaeus (green monkey)
Lineage: Eukaryota; Metazoa; Chordata; Mammalia; Primates; Cercopithecidae
Source: RefSeq, a predicted model, not a curated record
UAAAAACAAAGGGGAUUAAGACAAGGUACCUACAGUCAAGAAUUUACCAUUUAAUAUAAAAAUAAGUAGCUAAAACCUCCAUCUAGGAGAAACUCUCAAAUUUCUAUGACCAGCUUUGCAGAGGCUACUGUCGCCAGGAGUCCUGGUACUAUCAGCCAUGGACAACCCCACCAUGUUCUUCGACGUUACUGUCGGCAGCGAGCCCUUGGACCACGUCUCCUUCGAGCUGUUUGCAGAAAAGAUUCCAAAGACAGCAGAAAACAUUUGUGCUCUGAGCACUGAAGAGAAAGGAUUUGGUUAUAAAGGUCCCUGCAUUCACAGAAUUAUUCCAGGGUUUAUGUGUCAGGGUGGUGACUUCACACACUGUAAUGGCACUGGUGGCAAGUCCAUCUACGGGGAGAAAUUUGAAGAUGAGAACAUUAUCCUGAAGCAUACAAGUAUCUUGUCCAUGGCAAAUUCUGGACCCAAUACAAACUAUUCCCAGUUUUUCAUCUGCACUGCCAAGACGGGGUGGUUGGAUGGCAAGCAUGUAGUCUUUGGCAAGGUGAAAGAAGGCAUGAAUACUGUGGAGGCCAUGGAACUCUUUGGAUCCAGGAAUGUCAAGACCAGCAAGAAGACCACCAUAGAUGACUGUGGACAGCUCUGGUAA